Messenger RNA from Phalacrocorax carbo (great cormorant), 472 nucleotides. NCBI's taxonomy places the organism in Eukaryota, Metazoa, Chordata, Aves, Suliformes, Phalacrocoracidae. The record is from RefSeq and is a predicted model, not a curated record.
UGACACCAGUGUAUCAGUCUUCAGCUGGCAAGUGAAUACACGCGGUCAGGGAAAGCCAUCUACUUAUGUGGGUGUAUUUGACUUUGACUGCUGGUAUCAUGCUCAAAUGCCAGGCUCACUAAGGCCAGAAGAAUCCCUUCAGGACUGCCCCUAUUUUGCACGGUGGUCACUGGACACCGUCACAAGCAUGACUUCUCCCAACCACAUUUUGGAUAUUGUGGUGCAGGAGCGCAGCCUAAAUUGGACAGUUCCUCCUUCUUAUCCACUACCUGAGCAGUGUUUUCAUCCAAGCACCUAUAAAUUUGAUGGCACGUGCUUGCUGAGCUCUGGAGUUGUUCAUAUGACUUGCAGCGGGUUCCGGAAGGAGGAGGAGCAGUUAGACGCGGUCUUGUCAGCUGCUGCUCAGACAGGUUCUGUAGGACUUCUGACUGGCUGCAUUAAGCUUUGGACAUCUAAAGGGAAUACUUCUUAG